GCAGUUCCGAUAGCAAUAAUGAAAACUUUGAUGAUCCUGCUAACUCUCCAGAUAAUGAUAAUCCUAAUGAUCCUAAUGAAGAAUACAAACCUAUUGCCAGGCCUAGUAACUUUUUGAAUAAAGCAUAUUAUACGCGGUCUCACACAAAAAAAGUUCCUAGUUUAUCUACAGCACUUGUCCAACCAACAAUUUUUGAAACAUUUAAUAAAAUUAUUAAAAAAACUAAUAAAGAAAAGCAAAAAAAAGUUGGUAAAGAAGGAGCCGAAGUUGAUAAAGAAAAGCAAAAGAAAGUUGGCAAAGAAGAAGCCAAAGUUGAUAAAGAAAAGCAAAAAGAAGUUGGCGAAGAAGAAGCUGCAAUUGAUAAAGGAAAGCAGAAAGAAAUUGUUG
Racocetra persica is the source of this 387-nucleotide messenger RNA. The record is from the annotation of a GenBank genome assembly. NCBI's taxonomy places the organism in Eukaryota, Fungi, Glomeromycota, Glomeromycetes, Diversisporales, Gigasporaceae.